Molecule: messenger RNA, 2442 nt
Organism: Diplodia corticola
Lineage: Eukaryota; Fungi; Ascomycota; Dothideomycetes; Botryosphaeriales; Botryosphaeriaceae
Product: protein kinase domain-containing protein
Exons: 10
Coding region: 1-2442 (813 amino acids)
Biological process (GO): peptidyl-threonine phosphorylation; peptidyl-serine phosphorylation
Molecular function (GO): protein serine/threonine kinase activity; ATP binding
Source: RefSeq, a predicted model, not a curated record
AUGUGCGAGCGUUCAAACACGUUUGACUUCCACUUCCUGCAAUUACUUCAGGAAAUCCGCCGCAAGAGCAGAAAUGCGCCACCGGAAGAGUACGCUGAGAACAUUGCCUCUGAAGCCUUGUCUCUCUUUGCUCUUCUCAUCAACCUACGUCAUUCCAUGUUCAUCCACGAAUUUUCGGUAAAGGGCCUGGGAAAAGAUGCGCUUCUCGAAUCCUGGAUCGGCAAAUUCCCAAACGAAAUCAUCCCCGAGUUCUGGCAUGAAUUCGAGUCUAAAGAUCCAGAUAUUGCCCACAUUGUCGGUGUGGAUUUCAGAGAGAAGCUUCCGCGCUACUGUCCCCCAAUCCUGGAUUCGCCCGCAUACGUCGAAUGGGGCCCUGAUCGUAUUCUUCCUUUCAUGAACGAAGAAUUGAUAGGAGAGACUGGCAACAGUAAAGUCUAUUGUUUCGAAAUUCACGAUGAGUACCGCAACUUCAAACAUUACCCAAAUGUCAGGAAAUUCGCUCGGAAGGAGAUAUCGAAUCGCUUUUCCAUCUCUCUAGUAGAAGCAGUAAAAAAGAGCGAAAAAGACGACAUGGCACGGCAAGAGAAGCAGGUUCUACAACGCAUCGGAUACGCACAAGACCCACAUAUUGUGAGAAUGAUCAAGACGUAUAAGCACGGCGACAGCUUCAACAUCGUGUUCCCAUGGGCCAAGACGAAUCUCGACGACUAUAUCCGAAAAUCCGAGCCUCAUCAAGCGCAUAAGUGCCGCAUAGAGUCUGUAGCGGAAUGUUCAUUCUGGAUCCAACUACGGGGAAUCACGCAAGCGUUGUCAAAGGUCCACAACAUUGAUCAGUUGGGAUCUGCCGGUCAAAGGGAUGUUCGAGACAAUGAAAGGGAUUUCGGAGUCCACAGUGACCUCAAGCCAUCCAACAUCCUUGUCGAGGAGGACGGCAGAUGGGUCAUCUCUGACUUUGGGCAAGCUACGUUCCGAACGCUCCACUCGCGCGACGAAACAUCGAGUAUCCGGAACAGAGGAGGCACUGCUACUUAUGCUCCACCCGAAUUCGAACAUGGCACUCACAAACGGGCCUUUGACAUCUUUUCCCUUGGAAUUAUUUUUCUGGAGGUGGCGGCCUUUGUCAUCCGUUCUUACGAGGGCCUUGUAUCAGAGGAUCAAGACCAUCCCGGGCUCGAUAACGCUCGUAAGACAGUAGACAACGAUCCCCACAUAGGUGAUAACUAUCGCUUCUACGUGAAAGACCAAAGUGACAGAUGUCACUUGAAAGAAGGGAUAACAACUUUUAUGCAAGAUCUCCAACGCCGCGUCUCCAAAGACUCUAAUGAUCAUCUAUUCGUUACCGACCUUCUCGAACUCAUACGCCAAAUGCUCUCCUGUAAUCCCAAUGCAAGGCCACGAGCCCGGGAGGUUGACCUGAAGCUCUCGAAGCUCAUAGAAGAUCACAGCAACGAAGGAAGAAGUAUCCAGGCCACCAAUCUCCAGAGAACACACGUUGAGAGAUACAACCAAAGACUCCAGGAGGUUGGCCGAAUGGGUUCCUACAUCAAACAUGACGGGGUCCGGCAUAGGAUAGUAGUCGUGAUCGAUCCCGCUGACGAAGAUCUCAUUUUAUUCCGGGCGUUCAGUUUGGAGAAUGAUCCCACUGAGUCCUACAGACUUCCCAAGAAAGCUAUUCUGGUACCUCAAUAUGCUUUCGCGACCAAUGAAACAUCCGCCCAGCGCUUCGACAUUACAUUCCCUAGGCAUGAGGACAAUGCGGGAAUCUAUGACCACGAAUUCUACAACGAAGAAGCAGCGGAAGAGUUUCAGUCGAUCCUUACCGGCCAAAUAGUGCGUGCAAGCUUCCCAAUUACCGGCUUCAACUUCAAGGAACGCCAUAGCAGUUUGAGAAAGAUGUUUCCAUUUGGUAGAAGUAAGAAGGCUUCCCGAAAAAUGGAUCAGAACAACGAAACGUCCGCAAGCGACAGUGUCCGUCCCGUCUGCCCCAACCUGGUUCAGCUUUGGGAAGGGGAAGAAGAGGCUUCUUGGCUCUCAAAGGACGCCCCCCCAAAGCUGAGUGUAGGGGAUGAAUUACCGCCCCGCCGUGUUGUCAUCUUUGGUGUUGAGGACGGACGAUCCAUUGCAAUCCUUCGAAUUCACGCCAAUUUCAGGCUCAUCAAACAGUCGGGUCUUAUAGGAAAGUUCUGUCCCACGAACGACGAACGAGAUGACAGAUUCAGCAUGACAAUCCUUAGACCCUUACACAAAGGUGACCCCGGAUCACUUGCGGGGAUACCGAUCGACCCCCAAAAUCUGCUCCGGUGUGAGCGAGAGGGGAAACAGGUUCAAUGCAAAGAGGCCAGCCUCGAGUUUGAAUCUGAACAUAUUCAGCAAAAAUUCGUCCAAGAGUAUUUGAAAUUGAAGAAAGAGUGGGCCGACCUUGGUGGUGCAAAUUUCGACUAA